GUGCAGCCUGAUGAGCACGUGAUCGACCAAGGUGAUGACGGGGACUACUUCUACGUCAUCGAAAGCGGCACGUACGACAUCUUUGUGAAGUUUGACGAUGGAGAGAAGCUGGUGGGAGCGUACGAUGGCAAGGGCAGCUUCGGCGAGCUAGCACUCAUGUACAACAUGCCACGCUCAGCCACCAUCAUCGCAACGUCCGACGGAACGCUGUGGGCCAUGGAGCGUUCCGUCUUUAGGAGGAUACUGAUGAAAUCUGCCUUCAAGAAACGGAAAAUGUACGAGUCGCUCAUAGAGGGCGUGCCCAUGCUGCAGACACUCGAGGAUGCGAGCAAGAGCGUUCAGCAGCGUUGUCAUGAGCAGUGCGCAACAUAUGUGGCAACAAUUGAACAACAAUUGACACAGCUCCACAAUAUGCCGACCUCUCCGAUGAAGAGUGCAGAGCAGAUUGCUGAGACAAAGAGCUCGGAAGGCCAGGAAUGUGUGAGCGCUCUGGAGCAUGAUAGCACUCAGCGAUGGACAGACAUGAAUGCAUCGUUGACUUCCAGCGUAGAUGCACUGAAGAAGGAUCUCAAUGCUCAAACCAACAAGCUCAAUGAAUGCAGCGAGGCAUCUGUGAAAGAAUUCGCACGCGACAAACAACGUCUGGAAGGGGCACUCACGCAGCACCUGUCCGAACACUGCCAGCAGGUGGCAGCACAGAUGCAGAACGAAGUGUCCCUGCAGGUGGCGCUGCUCGAUCAGACUGAGAGCAAUGUUCAGCAGGAGCUGGAGAUGAGGAAGAAGCAGCUAGACACCUUCCUUGCUGACGAGCUCAAGGUGGAUAUCCCAACAGGCACAACUCCGCAGCAACGUGACUUCGCGUACCCGCGCGCGUCUAUUUUUUCC
Molecule: messenger RNA, 885 nt
Organism: Priapulus caudatus
Lineage: Eukaryota; Metazoa; Priapulida; Priapulimorpha; Priapulimorphida; Priapulidae
Product: protein phosphatase 2C and cyclic nucleotide-binding/kinase domain-containing protein-like
Exons: 7
Molecular function (GO): microtubule binding
Source: RefSeq, a predicted model, not a curated record